AUCAGUUGAAGGCAGCACGCCAAAGGCAACGCACGCUAACUCUUACGUCUCGCUUUACGUUACUAACGGUAGAUUACGUUUCGACAGUGCUUACGUUUUCGUGUUCGUGUUCGUUUGUGUGUGUGUGUGUGUGCAUGUGUGUGUGUGAGCGAUUGUCAAGCAAAUUUUGGUCCAGUUCCAAUGCAAAGCGAGAAACGAUAAGCAAAAGACAAUUCAAAGCAGCUAAAGGAGCUGUCGCUGCAAAGAAGAGCAAGGACAGCCGUAAAACGACAACAACAACAACAAUAAUAAUAACAACAACAACAACAACAUCAACGUCGAGCACGACGACGAGGACAUUAACUUCAUUUACGUCUCGCCACAGUUGAAAUAAACGACUUUACGACACUGGCGGAUUUGCUAAAAAACUUACAAUCCUUGUGGCUAACGAGCUGGUUUGGCUCCAACAACAACAAUAGCACUAGCAACAGGAGCAACAAGAAGCAGACGCAACAGCAGCAGCAGCAGCAGCAGCGACGUCGAGACGGCUUCGGCAACGUCGAUGCUGGCGUUUACACGCUACAGCAGCCGCAUAAAUUUCCGCUUCAAUUGGACGUGUACGGCGGUAAUUGCAGCUUUGAUUACCAGCAACACGAGCUGCCAUCCGGACAUUACCAACAACAACAACAACAACAACAAGAGCAAUCAACACUUUUCAUACAACAACAAAAGCAACUGAAAAAUCGGUACAAAAGCCAGCGGGAGCAGUGGAGAAUUUCGGGAAUAUCCUCCAAUAUCAACGAGACGAGAUUUAUUGAAAGUUCAGCGGCCACAGCCCCAACAAUGGACGAUAUGGUUUACCAGUGCAGCAAUCAAAAUUCUAUUUACGUCCUCAAUGCCGGCUACAAUGCAGCAUAUGGCAACUUUGGAGCAACGGCAGCAGCAACAGGGCGUGAAAUGAAUGGCAGCAACAGCAGCAGCAGCAGCAACGGCAGCACCAGCAACGGCAGCAGGACAACGGGCAACAGGACAAACAAUUCAAUUGGGGCAAGUUGCUCGAGUGCCGCCUGCAGUUUGCAGCAUAAAUUCAAAAGUUUCGGCACAGCCAACGGGUCGUCAGCAACGGCAGCUGCCAUUGCAGCGGCAGCCGUCCAAGCGGCAGCAACAACAGCAACAGUUGCUGUUGUCACAGCAGCAGCAACAACAAAUCCGGUCGCUACAUCAAUGUCAACCGCAAUGUGUUCACCGGCAACGGCAGCGCUGCAGAAAUUGUUCAAUUGCAAUGUGGCUUCCAUCGGCGAUGUCUGCCAAAAUGUCAGCCACAGAAAUCAGCAGCACCAGAGCCACAAUAACAGCACCAACAGCAACAGCAGCAACAGCAGCAGCAGCAACAACAACAACAACAACAGCAACAAUUGCCCAGCUGGGAGUCAUAACAAUGGCUGCCUGUCAGCAGCGGGCUUGCAUAGAUGCCGCAGCGACACGCACGAGGGUGCAGCAGUUGCAGCAACAACAACAACAACAACAGCGGCAGCGGCAGCAGCAGCAGCAGCUGUUGGCGCUGUGGCCAACAGAAAAAAGUGCACCAAUGUCAAAUCAACGCUUAUUGCCAAGAAGACAAAGUUUCUCAAAUUUCUCGAAGAAGAAAAAUGGCGCAGCAACCAGCAGCAGCAGCAGCAGCAGCAGCAGCUGACACCGGAUGAAACGGAAGCUUGUGGCGCCACACAGCAGCCCAGCAGGGCCAACAGCAAUGAGGCGGAGCUCAACGGCGCAGCAGCCAUGUCGACGUCCAGUUCAGCGGCCGCAUCAUCAUCAUCAUCAGCAUCAUCAUUUGCGGCUCACUCAGCCAGCAAGGAUAACAACAGCAACAUGAAAAAUCACAGCAACAACAGCAACAGCAGUCAAACAGGAGCCGAGCAAAAUAAAUUGAACAAUUGGAGCAUGCAUAAUGAGAGCAACAACAAGUUAGCUGAAGCCGAACGGAUGUUGGAGAGUCAUAAACAACAACAACAACUGACUAACAACAGGUCCUCGAGCUAUGAACUGUACCAGGAGGCAGCAGAUAUACUAGGACUUAGCUGCAGCCUCUGUGAUAAUUGCCGUUGCUUAGAUUGCCAGAGCGGAUAUUUUGAUUGUGCCGAUGAUGAUGACGAAAGCUACUCGGAGCACUCAUUGAUGGAUGAAUACGAUGAAUAUGACUAUGGCUAUAGCUACGAGGAGCAAAUGCUACUGCUAGCCAAUGCGCAGCAACAAGCUGGACAGCAGCAGGAGCAGCAGGGGCAGCAGGAGCAAUCGCAGCUAGAGCUUUGCUAUGCCAUCGACUGCCAAGAGAAUUGCUGCAGCAAAAUUGCCGAGGAGCAGCAGCAGGAGCAGCAGCAGCAGGAGCAGCAGCAGCAGGAGCAGGAGCAGGAGCAGCAGGAGGAGCAAUUCAAAUCUUCUUCUGAGCAUCGUUUGGCCAUUGAUUUUGAUUUAAUUAAUGCAACCAGCAGCCAAGUGCUGGAAAAUUGUUCAACAUUCAACGAUUUAAGCUUAUUGGAUGCCGAGCAGCAAGUGGAGCCAUUUACGUAAAUUUCAGUUAGACGAGCGAUAAAUCAAUGGAAAAUAAAAAUAUAUAUGCAUACGUACACACACACAUACAUACAUAUAUAGCGAUACAGAACGUAAAU
Messenger RNA from Drosophila navojoa, 2645 nucleotides. RefSeq lists its product as uncharacterized. The record is from RefSeq and is a predicted model, not a curated record. Gene Ontology annotation, molecular function: histone acetyltransferase activity. NCBI's taxonomy places the organism in Eukaryota, Metazoa, Arthropoda, Insecta, Diptera, Drosophilidae.